AUCAAAUUUCCACUACAUUUCGACUAGGUCUUGGGAUCUCUUGUAGGACCGUUGCAUAGUCUUCCACAGCAAUAUGAAAAUGUUACUUUUUCCUUGACUUUAUCUUUUUACCUUUCGUUUCCGUGUCCAACACCUACGCUGACAGAUAUUUCUGGGAUAUGAAGUAGGCGGCGAUUGUAUGCAGCUUGGAGUCAAUCUCAAUACAAAUGAUUUUACUGCUAUAGUUGUUCUAGAAAUUUGUAGGAGGUGGCAGAUAGUACCUCAGCCUCGGCGGCGUCCAUAGUCCCAUCUACUUUCGUCGUUAUUCAGUUUGAUUACUUGUUUGAGUAAAAGAGCAAAGAAAGAGAACUUUUUAUUAGACGAUCGAUCUAUCGUACGAAUCAACAAGAUGGCACCAAAGCCGUUGGUUAAGAAGAGUGCUGCUGCCGGUAAGGAGGUGACAGAAGGAAAGGCAGCAAAGGCACAACAGAAAGAUGAAGAGUUGGUACUAACGCUGAGCAUGCAGAGAAAUAACAUGGCGCUUACACACGUGAGAACAUACAGUGGCGUAACAGCGGGAGCAGUAGCAGGACUUUUACAUGCGGGAGGAAUAAUGGGCAUUGUUAUAUACGCUCUGGUCACACUUGCCGCGAGUGGAUUCGUGUAUCUCAAAGUCGGCGGACAAGUCAAGAAAUACUUCGUCAAGGAGACUGACCCUUUCUUUUCACAAAUCUUUGGCGGCCUAAUGGUAUACCUUGAUAACAAAUUUAUGGCUUCCCGUCGAGGAGAUCCAUAUCAUCGUCAAUUUUACGAAGUGCCUCUAGAUCCUGCAAUUGCACUUUUCAGGAGAUUUUAUUGUUAUUCUUCGCUUUUACCAUCUUACCUCAAAUAAUCAUAACCUUCAGACGUUUCUGCUCACAUGGAU
Amoebophrya sp. A25 is the source of this 904-nucleotide messenger RNA. The record is from the annotation of a GenBank genome assembly. NCBI's taxonomy places the organism in Eukaryota, Dinophyceae, Syndiniales, Amoebophryaceae.